Messenger RNA from Salvia miltiorrhiza (redroot sage), 1316 nucleotides. RefSeq lists its product as uncharacterized. Lineage: Eukaryota; Viridiplantae; Streptophyta; Magnoliopsida; Lamiales; Lamiaceae. The coding region runs from base 131 to 1132 and encodes 333 amino acids. The record is from RefSeq and is a predicted model, not a curated record. The transcript is spliced from 12 exons.
AGGAGUAUUAUCUUUGAUAAAAUCAUGUACUACGAUUUUAAAAAAAAAAAAAUCGAGAAUUUAUAAUGAGACGGUUGGCAUUUUGAGGGAAAGGAAGAAAGGUGUAGUUGUGGAAGAAGAGCAGAAGAAGAUGAAGAGUGUCGCUUCGUCCCUACCGCAUCGCUUUAUCCCUCGUUUCGCUCCUUUCUUCUCUUCUUCUUCUUCUUCCUCCCUCUUAGUUGGUGUUAAGAUUAACAGGAACAAUAAUGGCGGCAAUUAUCCUUCACUCCUCUCCCCAUUCAAAUCGCAAACACGCAUGGCUUCCACCAAUCAGAGUGCUUCCACUGCCGCCGAUGUCAACCCCCAACUUAAUGUUUUCCAACUCAUCCAAGCUCACCAGGAAAAAGCUGCUAGGCUGCCUCCUAUAGAGGAAAUUAGGACACUUCUCAAUUACAGCUUACGCGGAGUCCUUUCUACUUUCUCUCUGAAGUAUGAGGGGUACCCAUCAGGGUCCAUGGUGGACUUUGCUUGUGAUGCUUAUGGAUCUCCAAUAUUAGCAGUUAGUAGUUUGGCAGUUCAUACCAAGGACCUUUUAGCAAGUCCCAGGUGCUCGUUGCUUGUGGCGAAAGAUCCUGAGGAUAGGACCGAUCUAGUUAUUGUAGUGCACGGUGAUGCCCUCCCUGUUGCUGACACUGAUAAGGAAGCUAUUCGUAGUGCAUAUUUGGCUAGACAUCCUGAGGCUUUCUGGGUCGACUUUGGUGACUUCCAGUUCCUGCGGAUUGAACCUAAAGUUGUUAGAUAUGUGUCAGGAGUUGCAACAGCUUUAUUAGGAUCGGGAGAAUUCGGCAAGGAGGAAUUUAGAACAGCAAAAGUGGAUCCUAUAUACCAAUUCUCAAAGCCUAUAACGUCCCACAUGAAUAAAGAUCAUGCAGAUGAGACAAAGCUGAUAGUCCAGCACUCUACCUCUGUUCCGGUGGAAUUCGCAGAGAUGUUGGACAUAGACAGUCUGGGUUUUAACGUGAAGGCUGGUUGUGAAGGGAACAAUUUCAAGCUCCGGAUCCCUUUCACAAGGCGUGCUACCGAUAGAAAGGAUGUGAAGACACUGAUAGUAGAAAUGCUUGAAGCUGCCAGAAGUCAGGCUCAGGCGGCUUGAUUAAAUAAAUGUAUCGCUGCAUCUUUAUGCUUAUUAAAUAAUAAUGUACUCUACCCCUCAAAAAGAAAAAUAAUGUACUCUAAUUUUACAAAUUUGUAUGGUUUCCACUUGUAGUACUACCAUAGCUUCUUCAACUUUCUUUUCUCUAAGCAUGAUGAAAUCCAUAGCGUCGUUGUCAAGUAAA